Messenger RNA from Eucalyptus grandis, 2180 nucleotides. Its product is annotated as disease resistance protein RUN1-like. The coding region runs from base 96 to 1991 and encodes 631 amino acids. NCBI's taxonomy places the organism in Eukaryota, Viridiplantae, Streptophyta, Magnoliopsida, Myrtales, Myrtaceae. Gene Ontology annotation, molecular function: ADP binding. The record is from RefSeq and is a predicted model, not a curated record. The transcript is spliced from 6 exons. Gene Ontology annotation, biological process: signal transduction; defense response.
UCCAAAACCUCAGCUCGUGUCUUAGCUAGGCCACGCCACACCAACCUUUUUUCUCUUUAGGUGAGAGAUUUCUGGAAGUAAUAAGCUCCCUACCUAUGGCAAACUCAGAGGCCAGAACGAAUAGCGAUGUUGCACGAGUAUCAGGAGAUGCUGGAGUUUGUGUAUUCAAGGAGGAUGAUGAACUCCCCAUUGAUAAAGUGAUUGGUGAGAACCUUCUACAUGUAAUCAACAACUCCAUGCUCUACAUACCCAUCUUCUCUCAGACUUAUGCUUCUAGUAAACGGUGCCUCCAAGAGCUUGCACUCAUAGUAGAAAAUGUCUCUAAAUCUGAAGGUCAAAAAAGUAUCAUUCCUAUUUUUCUUGAUGUGGAACCUGAGGAUGUUAAACUUAGAACUCCACUUUAUAGCAUUGCUUUUGAGAAACACAACGAGGACUUUCCUCGGGAAGCAGAGGCUUGGAGAAAGGCUCUUGCGGAAGUUGAUGAAAACAAGGGAUGGAAUGUGAAAAAGGAUCAAAGCCAAGCAGCGAUUGUCAAAUUAGUCGUUGAAAAGGUUAUGGAGAAGCUAGAGAUGAAACGAAAAUCAGUGACUGAACAUUUAAUUGGACUUGAGGAUCAAGUAAAACAAUUGAUAGAGUUAUUAGAUGUCAACCAUCAGGAUGUGCGGCUCAUUGGAAUUCAUGGAAAGGGUGGUAUCGGUAAAACAACCAUUGCCAAGAUCAUCUUCAAUAAACUAUCUUCCCACUUUGAAAAGUGUUGUAGCUUCCUUGAGAACAUACGAGAAAGCUCAUUGACCAAGGAGGGCAUAGUCCAGUUGCAAAGGAAAUUACUAUCUGACAUUGUUGGUUCUGGAUCUACAAAACAAUUAAUGGAUAGUGAGGAAGCAAUGAGGAGGAUUGGAGACACACUCAGCACUAAAAAUGUCCUUUUGGUUCUGGAUGAUGUUGAUAAAAAAGAGCACAUUAAGAUUUAUUCAUUACAUUCAGGGUCUAGGAUAAUCAUUACAACAAGAAACAAAAUUGUUCUGAAUGUUAAGGGACUUAAAGAUGAAAUUCCAUGCUAUGAGAUGCUAAAGAUGGAUGACGCUGCUGCGCUUCGCCUUUUUUGUCAGCAUGCCUUUGAAUUGGGAAAGCGUAUUGUCCAUUUAGAAAGUCCAUUCAAUCCAAGAAAGCGUAGUAGGUUGUGGAUUGCACAAGAGGCCCUUGAAAUCAUAAAAACCAAAAAGAGGAAGGAUGAGAUUCAAGCUCUUAAGAUAUUUAGAUAUGCUGACCCCAUAGAGAUUACAAAUGAAGAGUUUGAAAGGUUAAAAAAUCUAAGAUUCCUCGAGCUACACUGGGGAACUUAUGCUGGGGAUUUUGCGAGAUGUCAUUCAAAUUUGAGAUGGUUUUCUUGGCAUUCUCCUCAGGACUUUAGGGCAGCCAAUAUGUAUUUGGAUCAUCUUGUUGUUUGUAAACUUGACACUAUUGACUUCAAGGAUGAUUCAAAAGCAUGGGACUUGAUUAAGAGGGCACAAAAUUUAAGAGUUCUAUCCGUUACUCGGUGUUCUAGCAUAACAACAAUCCCAGACUUCUCCAGAUGCUCGCAUUUAGAGAGGUUGACUCUUGCAGACUGCUUCAAUCUAGAGAGAAUUGAGAGCUUCAUAGGAGAUCUAGUGUCGUUGAUUGAAUUAAAGAUCGAAGAGUGCGGUGGUCUUAUUGAUUUGCCUAAAGAACUGGGGGCAUUGGUGAAGCUUAAGCACUUUUCAUUGUCGGGAUGUAGAGGGUUGAGAGAACUUCCAAGUUCACUUGGAAAUUUAACCUCAUUAAUAGAGUUGGACUUAUCAGGUACCAACAUUGCUAAAACUCCUAGAAUGCCUUUGUUGGGUCAUGCACAGGAGAUUCCUCUGGAUACAUCUGACUUUAAAUCCAAGUUAGACAAGGUGCAGCAUCUUCUUCAUCAAUAUACAGUAGAUGUGCAUGAAUUGAUUUGUUUUAGUUUCAAUUUGAUGCUCUAAUUUGGUAAAACAGCGCAAACUGUAAUAAAGUUAAAACAUUAUUCUGAAAUUUGCAUGCAUGAAAAUAUAUUUUUUUUUUAUCCGACGACAAAAAAUCAUCAGAGAUACCUCUAAAUUAUUUCAAAUGCAUGAGAGUUCUUCUGACGCGUUCUUUGUAAUUGGAAAUGUUGUUUGGUAUAACUUAAGCAA